Messenger RNA from Lentinula edodes (shiitake mushroom), 810 nucleotides. Its product is annotated as velvet factor-domain-containing protein. The transcript is spliced from 5 exons. The record is from RefSeq and is a predicted model, not a curated record. NCBI's taxonomy places the organism in Eukaryota, Fungi, Basidiomycota, Agaricomycetes, Agaricales, Omphalotaceae. Bases 1 to 810 code for a protein of 269 amino acids.
AUGUCAAAUCCGUUUCAUUUGGACCUAUAUCCUAAUCUAGAACCAUUCAUCGAUGGAUUUACAGUGCCCUUACAAGGAUUGGACAAUCGAGUCUACCACAUAGAAGAGCAAUACACGAAUAAAGCUAUUUACUUCGAAGAAGGCAGAUGGGAGGGAAAGGGAGUGCGAGCUGAACUUCAUGAGUUGCAACACGCUGUAUCAGGGCGAAAAUAUGCUGAGGUAGACAGAAGAUCAAUCGAUCCACCUCCAGUUGUUUUGCUUCGUUUGUUUGAACGUACGCCCCCUGGUCAAUAUGGGUCUCUAGAGUAUGAGAUCCCCAAUUACGAAAACAUCGGGACCAUGGGACUCCUAUGUGCUGUGGAUCUGAUACCUGACAAUGAAUCUCAUAGUGGGGACUCGGAGCGCGUCCAUCCUUUGUCCUUUCCCGGAAAUGCCCCAGUAGCCGAGUCAGAAAUCGCCCGACUGACUACGAAUGUUCUCAUCGGGUCCAAGGUGGUUCAGCCGCAUCUCAUAGAGCGCAAUGGCCAAAAAAAUCUGAUGUUUGUCUUCUCCGACCUUGCCGUUAGAAAUUUGGGUUAUUUUAGACUUCGCUACAGAUUCUUCGAUUUGGUUUCGACUGCAGUGCCAGGUAAAGAUACGACGAUCCAAGCCGAGUGUAUUGGGGGUAGAUUCAAAGUCUUCUCCACAAAAGAUUUUCCUGGCUUGCAGGUAUCAACAGAGUUGACGAAAAUACUUUCGGCACAAGGAGUACCCUUGAAUGUUAGGAACUCAGAACGUAAACCCAAGACAAGAAAGCAUGACCGCACAUAA